Aethina tumida (small hive beetle) is the source of this 2049-nucleotide messenger RNA. RefSeq names its product cytochrome P450 9e2-like. The transcript has 4 exons. The coding region runs from base 19 to 1599 and encodes 526 amino acids. Lineage: Eukaryota; Metazoa; Arthropoda; Insecta; Coleoptera; Nitidulidae. The record is from RefSeq and is a predicted model, not a curated record. Gene Ontology annotation, molecular function: heme binding; oxidoreductase activity, acting on paired donors, with incorporation or reduction of molecular oxygen; iron ion binding.
UGCAGUAUUUUGUCCACCAUGUUGUGGGUAGUAGUGUUGCUGAUUUGUGUGGUUCUCACAUAUAUAUACAUCAUCAAGCCCCACAGUUAUUGGAAAAGUAUUGGUGUUAAACAAGGCAAUCCUGUACCUUUCUUCGGUGAACACUGGAGGCUGGUUACUCGUACGCAAAGUUUCCCCGAAAUGAGUAUAGAUAUUUACAACAUGUUUCCAAACGCGAGAUAUUCCGGAUGCUAUCAAUUUUUAACACCCACACUUCUAUUAAGGGAUCCAGAUUUAAUCAAACAAAUAACUAUUAAAGAUUUCGACCACUUUAUGGAUCGUAGGUCUGUUAUUCCGGAAGAUAGCGAACCUUUGUUUUCAAAAAAUUUGUUUUCCUUAAGAGGUCAACAGUGGAAAAACAUGAGAGCAACUUUGAGUCCUUCAUUCACCAGCAGUAAAAUGAAGGACAUGUUUACUUUAAUUUCCGAAUGUGCUCAUGACUUUGUUGAACAUUUUAAAAACAAUCAUAAUCAGCACAUUAUUACAAUUGAAAUGAAGGACGCAUUUACUAGAUUUGCCAAUGAUGUAAUAGCUACUACCGCUUUUGGUAUUAAAGUUAAUUCAUUGGAAGACAGAACCAAUAAGUUUUACGUCAUGGGUAAAGAUAUCACCAACUUUAGUAACUUCUGGAGAGGUAUGAAGUUGCUUGGAUACUUUGCAUUCCCAAUGUUAUUUAAGCUAUUGAAAGUUAAAGUUUUUUCUAAAGAUGUGACUAUGUUUUUCAAAAGUUUGAUUUUGGAAACAAUAAAAACAAGGGAAGAAAAAGGAAUUGUGCGUCCAGAUAUGAUAAAUAUUUUAAUGGAAGCCAGAAAAGGUUUACAUAAAUAUGAAGAAAAUAGUGGCGAUAUUGAUACAGGCUUUGCAACAGUUCAGGAGUCUGAAAUUGGUAAAUCAAAUAAAAAUAUCAGUCUUACUGAUGAUGAUGUGACAGCCCAGGCUUUAAUUUUCUUUUUUGCUGGUUUUGAUGCUGUGUCUUCUUCAAUGUGUUUUAUGUGCUAUGAGUUAGGUGUAAACGAAGAUGUUCAAGAAAAGCUUCGAAUAGAAAUUAACCAGACGUUAGAGAAUUGUGGAGGAAAAUUAACAUAUGAGGCUUUAAUGGGAAUGAAGUACAUGGACAUGGUUUUAUCAGAAACUCUUCGGAAGUGGCCGAAUGCUGCCGGUAUGGACAGAGUCUGCACCAAACCAUAUACUAUAGAUCCAGCAUUGCCUGACGAAAAACCGGUACAUUUAAAGAAAAACGAUUUACUUUUCUUGCCCUUUUUCGGAAUUCACAGGGAUCCCAAAUAUUAUCCAUAUCCAGAAAAGUUUGACCCAGAAAGAUUUAGUGAUGAAAACAAAGGGAAUAUCAAACCAUACACUUAUUUGCCUUUCGGUGUUGGGCCAAGAAAUUGUCUAGCUUCAAGAUUUGCCAUUAUGGAAACGAAGGCUGUGUUCUUUUACAUUUUAUCUAAUUUCAAAAUAGUACCAGUUGACAAGUCGGUGAUUCCAUUGAAAAUUUGCAAAAGAAGCAUUAAUUUAAUGUCUGAGAAUGGAUUUUGGUUCGGUUUGGAAAGAGUUUAAACUCUUAUUUUUGUUUAUAUAAUUAAUUUUCUUUUUUAAACUGUAUUACAUUGUUUAAAAUGUACGCAUACAAUAUAUUUCUAUUUUGAAAAAAGAAAUGGGAUAUUUUCUUGAUACCAGUACUUAUUGGCAGAAAUGACCGUUACUGUAUAUUGACCUGUCGGUAGCAUCUUCGAGCAAUCUAACAUAACACUAUAUUUUUGAUAAAUCAUUUACCAUUGCAUAUCAUUAACUUCCAUGUAAAGUUGAGUAAGGAUUCAUAUUUAUUUUCAUUUAUUUGUAAUCUAUUAUGAGUAAUAUAUGUGGUUUUUGGAUGUGAUUGUGGUAGUGGGGAAUUAAGGUAAUUAGAUUUAAAAUUAGAUAGUAUUGAAGCUUAUUAGAGUUCAAACAAUUAACGACAGAUGAAUUUAAUACACAAAUAAUUAGAUUUUAUCACUGCGGGUUGAUGAA